This is a messenger RNA of Lutra lutra (Eurasian river otter), 2268 nucleotides long. It is a transcript of the gene PGS1, whose product is annotated as phosphatidylglycerophosphate synthase 1. Gene Ontology annotation, biological process: cardiolipin biosynthetic process. Gene Ontology annotation, molecular function: CDP-diacylglycerol-glycerol-3-phosphate 3-phosphatidyltransferase activity. The record is from RefSeq and is a predicted model, not a curated record. The transcript has 10 exons. The coding region runs from base 19 to 1686 and encodes 555 amino acids. Lineage: Eukaryota; Metazoa; Chordata; Mammalia; Carnivora; Mustelidae. Gene Ontology annotation, cellular component: mitochondrion.
CGGAAGCGCCGAGUCUCCAUGGCGGCGGCGACGGCGGCGGCGGGGCCGGUGCUCUGGAGGCGGCUACUGGGCCUGCUGCCUGGCCGCCCCGGGCUGGCCGCGCUCCUGGGGCGCCUGUCUGACCGCCUGGGCAGGAACCGGGACCGCCGGCGCAGGAGGUCGCCAUGGCUGCUCUUGGCUCCUUUGCUGUCUCCAGCUGUCCCCCAGGUCACCUCCCCACCUUGCUGCCUGUGUCCAGAGGGUGUGCACAGGUUCCAGUGGAUCCGAAACCUGGUCCCAGAGUUUGGGGUCUCCAGUUCCCACGUCAGGGUGCUUUCAUCCCCGGCCGAGUUUUUCGAGCUCAUGAAGAGUCAGAUCAAUGUGGCCAAGAGACGUGUGGUGAUGGCGUCACUCUACCUGGGGACAGGUCCUCUGGAACAGGAACUGGUAGAUUGCCUGGAACACACUCUGGAAAAGUCACUCCAAGCGAAGUUUCCUUCAAACCUCAAGGUGUCCAUCCUCUUGGACUUCACGCGGGGCUCAAGAGGUAGAAAGAACUCCCGCACCAUGCUGCUCCCGCUGCUGCAGAGGUUUCCAGAACAGGUCCGCGUCUCUCUCUUCCACACGCCUAACCUGCGCGGGCUUCUCAGGCUCCUGAUCCCUGAGCGUUUCAACGAGACGAUCGGCCUGCAGCACAUUAAAGUGUACCUCUUUGACAACAAUGUCAUCUUGAGUGGCGCGAACCUGAGCGACUCAUACUUCACCAACCGCCAGGACCGCUACGUGCUCUUGCAGGACUGCCCCGAGGUCGCGGACUUCUUCACGGAGCUGGUGGGCGCAGUGGGGGACGUGUCCCUGCAGCUGCAGGCGGACAACACGGUGCAGGUGUUGGAGGGGAUGGUGCAUCCUUACAAAGGUGACCGGGCUGCGUACUGCAGGGAGGCCAACAAGAGGGUGAUGGAUGUGAUCAACUCCGCCAGGGUCCGCCAGCAAGUGCUGCACGCCCAGACCUUCCACGGCGACUCCCUUUUGACUCAGGAGGACGCAGCCGCUGCUGGGGACCGCAGACCAGCCCCCGACACCUGGAUUUACCCACUGGUUCAGAUGAAGCCCUUUGAGAUCCAGAUCGACGAGAUCGUCACCGAGACCUUGCUGACAGAGGCUGAGCGAGGCGCUAGGGUCUACCUCACCACCGGCUACUUCAACCUGACCCAGGCCUACAUGGACCUGGUCUUGGGCACGCGGGCUGAGUACCAGAUCCUGCUGGCCUCCCCGGAGGUGAACGGCUUCUUCGGGGCCAAGGGGGUGGCGGGGGCCAUCCCGGCCGCGUACGUGCACAUCGAGCGGCAGUUCUUCCGUGAGCUGUGCAGCCUGGGCCAGCAGGAGCGCGUCCAGCUGCAGGAGUACUGGCGGAGGGGCUGGACGUUCCACGCCAAAGGCCUCUGGCUGUACCUGGCAGGGAGCAGCCUGCCCUGUCUCACGUUGAUUGGCUCUCCUAAUUUUGGGUACAGGUCGGUUCACCGGGACCUGGAGGCCCAGAUCGCCAUAGUGACGGAGAGCCGGGCCCUGCAGCAGCAGCUCCACCAGGAACAGGAGCAGCUCUACCUGCGCUCAGGUGUGGUGUCCUCCGCCACCUUUGAGCAGCCGAGUCGGCAGGUGAAGCUGUGGGUGAAGAUGGUGACUCCGCUGAUUAAGAACUUCUUCUGAGAACAGACAGGAAUGGCCUUGAUGAAGAUGACGGGCAUGGCUGGCGCCAGCUCCUUCAGCCUGGCCUCGGCGAGGACUCCGGUCUGGGUGUCCCAGCGAGCUCCUGCAGGACAGCACCGUGAGCGCAGGCUGGCCCGUGAGGCCGUGCCUGGGCGCCGCAUGGCAUGCCGGCAGCGAGCUGGGGCGCGGGGGGCGCUAGGGGCUGGGCCAGCGUGGGCAUGGCCGGACACGUGGCUGUGAGCACAGAACCCGGCAGAGUGUUGGGGACUGCGGGGACCCUGCCACGUGCCUCUGAGGGUCGGCACCGCCUCCAGCUCUCGGGGCCACCCGUUUACGUAUGUGGUGUUUUCAGAACCUGUCGGUCAGCUUCGUCAGCCUCGGUGGCAGGAAGUGGUGGCUCCGCCUGGAAGUCCCAGGAGGCCACAUGCACAUCGCCCCGUCCGCGUGUGCACGCGCAGGCACCGGUCCUAGUGCACGCGCAACUGUGACUUGCCUUUAACCAGACUGCUAUCGUUUCUACUCAGCCUGUUAAUGGUGUUUGUGUUUCCUGUCUGUCAUUCCAAAAUAAACACGGAGAGCGGC